GUCGUCGACAAUACCGAAAAAGGAUUAUAGAGACAGUGCUAUUGUUAAGUUGCGCGAUAUUUGAUAACGAAAGGAGAGGAUGAAGUUGCAGUUUAACUUAUGGUGGGUUUCCAUUCAUGUUGGAGCUAUAUCGGCUUUCACCCCCAACCUAUCCCGUCCAUCUUCCUUUUCGAAAAAUAGGUUUGCAGGUUCUCGCAAUGAAAAGACACAAUUAUUUGAAUCGGAUUCUCCGCACCCACCCGAAUAUCCUCCGCCCGAUUACCCUACGGUACCUGACUACCCUCCAAGAGUAGACGAACAACUCGAGCUCGAUUUGAUAGACUCGGAACGACGCGUUAUGCUGUACGAGAAGGAAGUCGAGAUGAUUCGUGAACAACUGGACCUGAAACAAAUGGAACUACUUGAGGAGCAAAAUAUUUUUCGCGAUGAAAAAAGAUCACUGAUGAAUACGAUUGCCGAAUUCACAUCAAUUUUGGCGCGGAGAGAUGAAGAGCUAUCAGAGGCGAUUGAGAAAAGAGAGGAGCCAGUAGUAGAUCUGGAAAAGCAAAAAGAACUAGAGGAUACUAUUAAAGCACUGGAACAAAAGCUGCAGGAAAAGACCGACUCUUUGGAAUUUGAAAAACAGUCGUCAAACGAGCUCCGAAAUCGCUUUGAGGAUGCCGCAGAUGCUUUGGAAUAUGAACAGAUGAAUUUUGAAAAAGAACGCAAAGUAUUGCAAGAUUUAGUCACCCAAGAACGGUUGCAGGUCAAAGCUCUUGAAGAGAAAUAUGAAGAAAAUGGAAAGUCUUUCGAGACUGCUCAGAAGGAACUGCUGAAAAAGAUCAAGGACGAAGAAACGAAAUUAAGCGAUACUAAAGCAAAUUGGAAAGCAACGCAAGAGCAAUUGAAAACGGUAAAACAGAGAUUGGAAGCAUCCUUACAGGAAAAAGAGAAAAUUUUGAAAGACAGUCAAAUGAAGCUUGACACGGAAAAUGCUGCUCUUUCUACCCAGAUUGCUGGUCUGAAGGAAGAGUUGAAGAACGAACGUGUCAAAAUGGAAGAAAUCAAGAGUGGACUAGAGAAAGAAAAUCAAGAAUUUGCAAAAUCCAAAAGUACGUUACAAAGCCAGAUCGAAACAGAGGAGAAGCUGAUAGCAAACCUCAAAAAUCAAAUGGAUGAAGAAAAAGUCAGAUAUGAGUCCGAAAGAUCUACACUGAAUCAAGCGAUCGAAGGCAUUACCAAGAAUUUAACGAGUGUCGAGAAGCAACUCGCGGACGAGCGAGUAAAUUUUUCAAAGGAGAAGAAGAUGCUCGAACAAAAACUUGCAGACGAGAUUCGUGUUGGAAGGUUGAAAAAGAAGCAGAUGAAGGUGCGCUACGAUGAAAUACGUCGAGAAAUGACAGACCUUUGGCAGUCGUCAAAACGACAAGCUCGUCAAGAGCAAGAUCGCUUGAGGAAAAAAUAUGGAAGAAAGCUUGAUACGGUUCAGGCACAAGUUUCAAGGCUGGAAGGUGAUCUUGUUACGGAAAAGAAACGGCUAGUAGAGGGGCAAGCAAAAAUGGAAGCAAGACAUGCAGAAGAAAUCAAAUCACGGGACCUCAUGGUAACAGAACUUGAAGGUAGCGUUACUGCUCUCAGGAAAGUUAUCGUAGAUAAAGACCUAAUCAUCAAGGAAAAGAGUGAACAGAUUCAGCGAUACGAGACAAGUUUCCGACAGUUGGCGAGGUUGGGACUCGUUGUGACUGGGAACAAAAUAAAAAAAGUAGCCGGGCCACUGAAAAGACUGAUUGAAAAUUCACCACCCGAUGAAAUAGAAUAGUAUCGGGAUUACUCAUUCGUAGAAGGAGAGGAGUUAACGCAGCAGAAGUAGAAUAUUUUUGCUUUACGAAUGAAACGAGUGCAGUCGAUGGCUUCACUAAGGUUUGCGCAGCUAUCAAAAAUGGAAUUUUUGACAUGACGACAGACCUGUGGUAUCGUCAGGGGCAGGUACAACUACGUGUAUCAGUUUCAGCUUACGCAGUAAAGUAAUAAAAGAGAC
This is a messenger RNA of Pseudo-nitzschia multistriata, 2017 nucleotides long. Lineage: Eukaryota; Bacillariophyta; Bacillariophyceae; Bacillariales; Bacillariaceae. The record is from the annotation of a GenBank genome assembly.